AUACAGUCACAGAGAAACGCCAAUGGAUAGAUAAAGACCCAUUCCUUUUUCUGCUCUGCAAGUCUUUCAGAAAUUUCCUUGAUCUUGCCCUCAAAUCUCAAUCAUUCCGUCCUGUCGACGCCAACUUGGUAAAAAGUUCACUGACUUUUUCAUCUGAGUUUCUUUGCAAGUUCAGGGUUUGGGAAGCUCUUUUUCGGAAAAAUUCCUUCAAUGAAAGGGGAGGUGCAGCUAGAGCCAACAGGUGGAGAGAACCCUAAUGACUCCGAUCCUCUGCUGGAGAAUCAGGCAGAUUCUCCCCCAGGAAGCUCGAGUGAGAUCAGGAAUGAAGAUAUCGAGACCGGUUCGAUUCCCUGCUGUCGCAUUUGCCUCGAGAGCGAUGGCGAGCCUGAGGAUGAAUUGAUAUCACCAUGCAUGUGCAAGGGCACUCAGCAGUUUGUUCAUCGUUCAUGUCUUGAUCAUUGGCGUUCAGUUAAGGAAGGAUUUGCUUUCUCACAUUGUACCACUUGCAAAGCUCAGUUUCACCUUCAAAUUGCAUUUUUUGAGGACAACUCUUGGCGGAAAGUAAAAUUCAGGCUUUUUGUUGCAAGGGAUGUUUUCCUUGUAUUCUUAGCUGUACAAACUGUAAUUGCUGCAAUGGGUGGCUUUGCAUACAUAAUGGAUAAAGAUGGGGCCUUCAGGAACUCAUUCAGUGAUGGUUGGGAUAAGAUUCUGUCAAAACAUCCAAUACCUUUUUAUUAUUGUAUUGGGGUACUGGCGUUCUUUGUGCUGCUUGGAUUUUUUGGGCUUAUACUACAUUGCUCCUCCCUUAAUGGUAAUGAUCCAAGGAUGGCUGGCUGCCAGAAUUGCUGUUAUGGAUGGGGCAUCUUGGAUUGUUUUCCUGCAUCAAUGGAGGCGUGUUUUGCCUUGGUUAUUGUUUUUGUCGUCAUCUUUGCCAUUCUUGGCAUAGCUUAUGGUUUCCUUGCUGCCACCAUGGCCAUUCAGAGGAUCUGGCAGAGACACUACCAUAUCCUUACGAAGAGGGAGCUCACUAAGGAGUACAUAGUGGAGGAUCUUCAUGGUUGUUACACCCCACCAAAAUUGGAUCCAGAACAUGAAGCACGUCUAAAGAUGCUUAAGCUUUUGUAGUGAUAAAUGCUGAAGUGGUUUAUAUAUUUUCAAGUAUUUAAAAUUAAUCAGUAUGUGAGAGCUACAAUGUGUAUUUGCUCUGCACCCUUUGUUUACAGUGAGGAGGAAAGAAAACGGUCGUAUUCUAAGUGCUCCCCGAUCAAGGUGUGUGCACCUGAUUUGAUCUGAUCUUGCAAAGCUUGACUGAAACAUGAUUUGGUAUAUGGGCUUACAUAACCAUCUGUGCAGUUUCUACA
Messenger RNA from Juglans regia (Persian walnut), 1361 nucleotides. RefSeq lists its product as uncharacterized. The coding region runs from base 211 to 1125 and encodes 304 amino acids. The record is from RefSeq and is a predicted model, not a curated record. Gene Ontology annotation, molecular function: zinc ion binding. Lineage: Eukaryota; Viridiplantae; Streptophyta; Magnoliopsida; Fagales; Juglandaceae. The transcript has 7 exons.